UUACCGGACGCGCUGGCACUGUAGCGGAGGAGGCGAGCAUUGCACUGGCUUGCCCCAACAGGACGGCAAUUCGCUGCCUCGGUUCGGCAGCGAGCCCAGGGGGAUCGGUGCUUCUCAUGCUGCCUGCUCCUCCUGGGAUCGAGCCGCUUCUGCCCCGAGAGCGCCUGGCUCUGCCCGAGGGCGCUGGGGGGCCUCGCCGGCCCAUGGCCGUGCAGGAGCUGGGCGCGGGCCCCUUUCCUCAGGGCGGCGCCGACAUCGGCCAGGCCCUCGCCUCGCUGGAGCAGCGCCUGGAGCGCCUGGAGCGCCGCCUCGCCGCGCCGAGCGCGGAGGACGCCCUGCGCCUCGGCGUGCUGCCGCCGGGCGCCGUCGCGGGCGCCAACAAGGCCGACCAGGAGGCGCUGCUGAGGCUGGAUGCGUACGUCGACAGGCGGAUCCAGGAGAGACUCUCGGGGCACAGCCGGACGCACCCGGUCGAGCAGGCCGGGCCAGAGGGGGCGGGCGCAGGCGCGAGGCCGGCGAUCGAUGCCCCAGCCGAGUCCGAGGACGCGCAGCUGGAGGCCGCCCACUUGGACCAGGGCGACACCUACUCCAUUCGAGGGGGGAGUCCGUCUGGGACAUGA
This is a messenger RNA of Prorocentrum cordatum, 620 nucleotides long. The record is from the annotation of a GenBank genome assembly. Lineage: Eukaryota; Dinophyceae; Prorocentrales; Prorocentraceae.